AUGAAUAAAAACCAGGCCGAAACCAUCAGUAACUAUAGAAGAGCACUGCUACUGGAAAGGUAAGAAGCAAAUGGUAUUUUAAAAUGGGAGAGAGGGGAGACAGAUGGAUGGAUGGACAGGUUGGUGUUAAAUGAAAUAAAAUUCCCUUGGGGGGGGGAGUAUAGUCAGCAUUUCAUUCAUUAUUUCCAGACCCUCCAAGUGUCCCUAUUUUCCAGGGAGAGUCCCGGAUUUACAGAAGCCAUCCUGGUUUCUUAUUUGAUCCCGGAAUGUCCCGAUUUUCCUUAGGAUGUCCCUAUUUUUAUCUGAGAAAUGUUGGCGGGUAUGGAGUUAUGCGAUGCACGCACGCACCCCAAGCCAAGGAGAUAAGUAACUAUGCAACCUUUAGAAGACAUUUGAAGGCAGCCCUGUAUAAGGAAAUUUUUUAAUUUCUAAUGUUUUAUUAUGUUUUAUAUAUGUUGGAAGCCGCCCAGAGUGGCUGAGGAAACCCAGUCAGAUGGAUGGGGUAUAAAUAAUAAAAUUAUUAUUAUUAAUGUUUUGGAAUAGGACGUCCCUAUUUUAAUCAGAGAAAUGUUGGGGUGUAUGUACCGUAUUGGCCCAAAUAUAAGCCGCACCUUUAAAAUUCGGGGGGGGGGGGGGAGAGAGACAAUACCCGAAAAUAAGCCGCUCCCUUAAAAGUCCGCAAGCACUCACACCCGUUCCAUUUUACCAUUUCAGCUGUUUCAGCUGUUUCACCAUUUCAGCAGCGAUAUUACAAAAGCCAAUUUUUGUAAGGUCACGGAUUUAGGCCACACUUUACCUUUUCACGGUCGGAAUUUUUUUUGGGGGGAGGGAGGUUUAUAUUCAGGCCAAUACGGUAUUUCUGUUGCCUAGAAAUCAUCAAUACUCAUUUGCGAAAGCACAUGGAAUUGUCCAUCACAAUAAAAUAAAUGAUGCCAUUGUUUCAUAUAGACAUGAAAAUUAUCUAGGACCAAAAAGGGAUAUCAAGCUAUUAAGAAUAAAUGAAGAAAACCCUCCAACAUUUCUCUGAUGAGAAUAGGGGUGUCCUAUUCCGUCAUCAUCGUCACAAUUUUACUAUUGACUAUUUCCACCUAUUUAGAAAAAGUAUGUUAAUAUUUUAAUAUGUGUGGGAUGAACAGAAGUAACCAAAGAGGGCAUCAUUGGAGGGGCGUGAGAAAUCCACAUGUAAGUACUAAAAGCAGAAGAAAGAUGGCCAAUGCUCAAGCUUAGACAGAUCAAAGAAACAGAAUUUAAUCUGAUAAAGAGAACAAUUUGUUUGUCGUUCCUGAUACAACAUGUUUUUUUAAAAAACCAUGUAACAGAUCCGUUCAAAUAAGAGCUACGAAUUCCAAGAUGAGUGUUGGCAGUGUGGACAGCAAAGGAUAUCAGGUGAACAACAACAUAUGGAUUUGAUUCCCUCUCCCCCCCCCCCCUUUUUCUCUAAUAUUAAAAUCUGUAUGUUGGCCAAAUGGAUUUUUGCUAAUCAUUGUGAUGACCUUCUGUUUGGUAAUCUACAUACUAUUUCUAUUUGCUUAGAUGGCUCGGGUAAGAGAAUGCCAGUCACUUAGGAUAUCUCUAUUUGUCUACUCUAAUGUUUAACCAGCUGCCAAACUACUUCUGUAGGUGGCAUCAGGCAUCCCAACUGCGAUGCAGCUGGCAUGGCAAGGAGAGAGAGCAGCUGGUUGAGAAAGCACAGCAGAGCAACAUGAAAGACAUGAAAGCACAGGGAAUGGGGUGGACUGAAUUCCUUGAUAUAUAUAUUUUUAAUAGCUCCUUAAGCUUUACAUGUUAUUAUAGGAAACCUUUCCUUUAUUUUCUAACCAUUUGAUUGAUGACUUGUUCUGCCUUCUCCAGAUACAGUCAAAUAUUUUAUCUCUCUUUAUUCUUGUAGGAAAGAAAAUCUGGGAAUUGGGGAAUAAGCAAGAAAAAGAUGCCCAUUUAAGAGAUGCCAAAUUACUCCAUCUGUGAGGAUGGCAAAGUGCUCUGAGUUUCCACCUCUCAGCCUUACCCUUUUAGUGGAAAUCUGUGAUUGGCAUGACAUUGGGGGAAGAAAGUUUCUUGGCACUAACCUUGAGGGCUCUCAACCCCUUUAAAGUGUCCGACUCUGAAAUGUUACAUCACUCCUUGUCUAUUGGAUGCAGUCCUAUUUAUAGUCACUGUUCAUCAAUCACCUAAAUAUUUAUUAUCAGGUGCAAACUGAAAAAAUAAAUCGGCACAAAGGAUAUGCUGACUCACCAUAUACCAGGGGCAGGGAACUUCUCAUCAUCAACUCCUGGUCAUGUUGGCAACGGCUGAAUAGAAGGGAAAUCCAGCAUUAUCUGGAGGGCCUAUUGGCAGAACCUAUUUGGUGUUUCGCAACUUGCUGACUAGUUGCAGGACCUUAGCCAGACCUAGCAGAGUACACGCAGAAUCCACGGAAGCAGUUGGCAAAUUGGCUGCAGACAGGAUAGACGAAGCAGGAACCAGGAACUUGUAGUUAGGUGUUUAUUAUAUACAGUGGACUAUUUACAGGAACAGAACACGGAUCUUUAGCUUGCUCUUUCUUACACGACUCACAACUCCUACACUGACUGACACACAGUCUGAACCUCUGAACCUCGAACUAACACAUUCCAGUUAGUAGGCCAUUAAUUAUCACUCCCUUGAGAGAGCUUGACCAAUCAGGGAGCGGUCUCCAUGCCUCUGUUAUCACCAGACAGACUUACUCCUUCAGAUUGCCUUCUGGCUGUCUGCCAAACCUUAAUUGACUCUGUGUGAGUAGCUGCACGUACACAGUCUCCCAACAGGGCCAAAGAUUAGCCACAUCUGCUUUAAAUCAUAUCCUCUGGAACCUCCACUCCCAAGUCUUGCUGAAAUUGCCAACAGCAUGGAGAAGGUCUACCCCACACUUAGACCCGCCAACAAAAUGGCUACUGAUGGCCACAGACAGAUAAUAUAACACCAGUCCUGAAAGACCUGCAUUGGUCCCAGUACACUUCUGAGCACAAUUCAAGGUGUUGGUGCUGACCUUUAAAGACCUAAACGGCCUCGGCCCAGUAUACCUGAAGGAGCGUCUCCAUACCCAUCGUCUAGGCCGGACACUUGAGGUCCAGCUCCGAGGGCCUUCUGGCGGUUCCCUCGCUGAGAGAAGUGAGGUUACAGGGAACCAGGCAGAGGGCCUUCUUGGUGGUGGCAUCCACCCAUCCAACCCUUCAGAUGCCAAGGAAAUCAAAAACUAUCUGACUUUUAGAAGACACCUGAAGGCAACCCUGUUUAGGGAAGUUUUUAAUGUUUGAUGUUUUAUCAUGUUUUUAAUAUUCUGUUGGGAGUCACCCAGAAUGUCUGGGGGAACCCAGCCAGAGGAGCAGGGUAUAAAUAAAUUAUUAUUAUUAUUAUUAUUAUUAUUAUUAUUAACCACAACAUAGCUUGACUAACAACCUGCAUUAAUCUUUUAUCUGGGACCUAGGUAUACAUGCACGGAAACUCCUUAAGAAACAUUUACUGAAACUAUUUCAGCUUCUCUCAGUAAUGUUGCAGAGCAAGCAGGACGGACCAGUUUUGCUUUAUGAUGUUGCUUCGGGCAAAGUGCAGUGGAACCUCCAUUCAGGAGUUGAACAAUUAAUCUGAUCAUUCAAGUGCCUUCAGUGUUCACCAUCUGACUGCAUUUCAUGGGCAAUGCUACCAGGAACAUUAUCACAACUCAUUUUUGGCUUGUUAAUGACAGGAGAUUUACUCGCCCCAUUGCAGUACACACAAAUUAAGCUCCAGAUCAUGUUUCAUCGCUAAAUAAUUCACAACAGUUUAAAUAUAUUUGGUCUUGGGCGCCCUUCAGGACUGAGGACUAAAGUAUAACGUGUGUGUGUGUGUGUGUUUAAAAAUGCAUUAUUUCUAUAAUUAAUGCCAGUAUUUUGCAGAUGAGAAAACCUAUUUUAAUCUUAACUGUUGCUGUUCUCACAUCAGUCUAUGUUGUUGGUAGCAAUUUUCAUAGGUGUUUUCCCCCCCAUUAUAUCACAUUUCUAUAUCUCUUUCUAUCCUCCCGCCUGGUACAUUGUGUGUUCUUCUCUUUUCAAUGCCUCACCGUCAGAAAACAGCUUCAUUUAUUUAUCAGAGAAAAUCAUUUGAAUGCAUAGUACGCAUCUUUUACUAUUUCACUCUCCAGGUGCUCCAUCUCUCUGUCUUAUUACUGCGCUCUCCUAGAUAUCGGUUGGGUUUGUCAACAGAGGUGUGUUUUGCCAUAGAGAUAAAAGCAAUUACUUUUAAUUGUGAUUCACUGCGUGAAAAGGUUAGGGGAGCCUAUGGUUCUGUUAUCCUUGCAUUCAUACCAAUACCUGUGGCUUGCAUUGUGGGCCCACGCUUGCUGAGGAGAAAUGAAAAUCCUGUCUCCCUUCACUGACAGCACAUUGUGUGGUUUGUUAGACAUGGCAGAGUGAAGAUAAUAUAUUGCUUUUAGAAGACUCCGAGGCCUGCCGUGGCCGUUUGCACCUCAUAAUUAGCAUUUAAAUGGCCCGUUUCAAAUAUUUCAAAGCACAUCACAUACAUUAUCUCAGUCAUCCUCGCAGCAGUCUUCUAAGGUAUGACAGUAUUCUUUCCGUCCUCAUUUUGCUGAGGUGAGCUUGAAACUGAGAAAUAGUGGCUCACCUAAAGCCACCUAAUGAGUUUCUUGUCAAGGCAUUAAGUCCAUUGUCAAGUUUACAACUCACAAGUUGCAGUCCAGUGCUCAUUUAUCUGUAGUUGGAUAUAUAUAUAUAUCCUUCAGGAAUCAUUUAACACAGUAGCCAGUGUCCAGAGUCAGCAAUCUUGAGGCCAGCACUCCUGUUGACCCUCAGAGCAUCAAGGCUAGAAUCAUCUAGAUGUGUGGUGUGGUGGUUACUCUGAAUCAGAGCAUCGAUCCAUCUAACUCAGUAUUGUCUACACAGACUGGCAGGGGCUCUCCAGGGUCUCAAAUCCAGCCUUGCCUGUCAAUUAUUGCAAAUGAACCUGGGAUUUUCUGAAUGCAAGCUAUGUGCUACCACUGAACUAGGGACUGUCCCCAAAUGACAGCGAUGAUGUGGAAUAAGGGGUACUUUAUAUUUUAAUAACUUUUGUUGUUGCUGCUUUUUUUCAGCCAGAACUCACCAGAACUCAGUUCCAGCACCUCUCAGGUGGGCACCAUUGUCAUUCUAAGAGAACAAGGAAGGUCUUCAUGGUGAGUUCCAGCACCUUUUCCCCCUAGAGAGCCAGUGUGGUGUAGUGGUUAAGAGCAGUAGACUUGUAAUCUGGUGAACCGGGUUCGCUUCCCUGCUCCUCCACAUGCAGCUGCUGGGUGACCUUGGGCUAGUCACACUUCUCUGAAGUCUCUCAGCCCCACUCACCUCACAGAGUGUUUGUUGUGGGGGAGGAAGGGAAAGGAGAAUGUUAGCCGCUUUGAGACUCCUUAGGGUAGUGAUAAAGCAGGAUAUCAAAUCCAAACUCCUCCUCCUCCUCCUCCUCCUCUUCUUCUUCUUCUUCUUCUUCUAGAUUCAUCUAGUCUAAACCCCUGCAAUGCAGGAAUUUUUCGCCUAAAAUGGGGCUCAGACCCACGACUCAAGAUUAAGACUCUUGUUCUCUACCAAAGAGCAUUUCAUGUAAAAUGCAAAAAUCCACCCGGAUGGGCAUGCUGGCUCCAAAAAAGAGGACAUGUCCAGGAAAACCCAGACAUAUGGCAACUCUAGCAAGAGAACAGUUACUCAACCAGCAAAGAACAUCAAAUUCAGUAGGAAGAACCCUACACACUCUCAGUAGACUUUACUACUACUACUACUACUACUACUACUAUUAGCAUUCAUAUCUGCCCUUCACCUGAAGGUCUCAGGGUGGAAAUAUACAAAAUCCAAGCCGAAAAUUAAGCAAUAAGUUUAAAACAAUGUAAAACAAAAUACAGAGUUCAGUUAUGAAUGAAAUGAAGUAGGAAGCUUCCCAGGAUUAGGUUGCACUGAGCAUAUUUAAAUUUGAAUUGCAUGUUUUAACGUGUGUUUUUAAAUGAAGUUGUACGUUUGGUUAUUACCGUAAGCCACCACUGGGAGUCUAUAGUCCUGGAAGGUGACCUUAGAAAUGUCUUACAUAAAUAAACCUACCCUGCAGUAUCCCACAGAGACCAGGCAGUUUGAACAACACGAUCCUUCAGAGAGAAGAUUUUUUUAAAGAGUCGGCUUCGCGAAGUGAGGCAGAAGGGAAGGGCUGGUUUUCAAAGCACAUGGUGGGUUUGGACAGAAGGUGGGAUCAGUUUCCCUCCACAGAGCAGAGAGGGUAGACUAAAGGAGAAUGCAAAGCUGAAUAGGGAACCUAAACUCAGAGGGAUCGUGUCUUUGAGUGCCUAGUGCAAAAGUACUGGUAAAGAAAGUGUUGUCUGCAAAAUCAAGGUGCAGAAUCCUAUCAUUAAGAAGCACAGGUGGUUUUUAAUUCGCUUACUGGCAGGGACAGAGUGUCAGGGUGCUGUCAGCGGCUGUCAACUGGUUGCCCAGGAAGCAAGGAAAAGUUUAUCACAGUCCUUUUUUAUUUCAAUCUUUACAGAGAGAGGCUAUAGAACCCAGCCUCUUGGAUAAUGGCGUUGUCCCGAGGGAAUCUCCACCCACCGUCUCUCCUACUUCCUCGUUCAUCACUUCUACGGGUGCUGUUACGUGCCCUCUGUCUCUGAGCAAUUUGCUCUCCUACUUUCAAGGCUCACCGGGUUCUGGGAGAUGGAGGGUCUGGAAUGCUUUCGAACGACAAUGUGUCAGCUAG
Podarcis lilfordi (Lilford's wall lizard) is the source of this 6714-nucleotide messenger RNA. The record is from the annotation of a GenBank genome assembly. Lineage: Eukaryota; Metazoa; Chordata; Lepidosauria; Squamata; Lacertidae.